AUGGGGAAAUGGGAUAGGCAAGAGGAUGUAAUAAAUGAAGCCAUUCUUGAGUGCAUGAUAAAAGGCGGUUCAGUUGGAAGCAUGGAAAGAAUUCUGGAAAGCAUAAGGUACUUUACCAAAACUAUAACGAUGUUAUCAUUAAAGGAUGCUGGAAUGACGGAAGAGCGGGCCAAAGAAAUAUUGGAUGUAAUUAAUAGUGGGGAAUAUCUGAUAAGGGUAAAAUUGAUUAAUGCCGACGCGAAAAUACUUCCUAACGGAGCGAAAAGCUAUGGUUUCAAAAUCCGCGAUAAAUAUGUGCCUAUCCAUGAAUCAAGAAAGGCAGGCAGUAAAUACAUUCAAAUAUUAUAA
Molecule: messenger RNA, 348 nt
Organism: Paraglomus brasilianum
Lineage: Eukaryota; Fungi; Glomeromycota; Glomeromycetes; Paraglomerales; Paraglomeraceae
Source: the annotation of a GenBank genome assembly